This is a messenger RNA of Manduca sexta (tobacco hornworm), 783 nucleotides long. RefSeq lists its product as uncharacterized. NCBI's taxonomy places the organism in Eukaryota, Metazoa, Arthropoda, Insecta, Lepidoptera, Sphingidae. The coding region runs from base 107 to 718 and encodes 203 amino acids. The record is from RefSeq and is a predicted model, not a curated record. The transcript is spliced from 5 exons.
GUAAAACUGAUAAAUUUCGCAUGACACUGUCAUCAUUGUCAUUUGAGAUUAGGGAUUUUCGAUACAAGUUUUAAAAAAAUCAAUAUUAUUAAAUUUUUUCUUCACGAUGAUCAGCACAAGAGCGAAAUCGCCCACACGCGCGGAGGCCAUUGCCAAGGCUUUGAAACCGGGACCGACGUAUGAUACUGGCGUACUUUUAGGUAACUGGGUAGAAGACAGGAUCGAAUGCCCAAAAGGCGGCACUUUCUAUUUUCCACCAAAAGAGGAAAUUGAUUACGACAAAAUGAAACCCGAAUCACGGCAACCAGAUUUCCGACUGAAUAAAUUGAAUAGUUUACAGGGUAGCGUUUACUCAAUAAUCCGCCACGACAGCCACGACUCUUGCGGCAACUACGUCACCACCAAUGAUCUUGUUUAUAACCAUUUGCCGAAGCCUCUCUGCGGCCCGAACCAACGUUACUAUAAGAGAUGUGCUCACCAGUUCUACCCCCAACCGGAUCUUAUGAAGUGCUUCGGAAAUGUCACCGAGUGGGGUUUGAGGAAGUAUAAGCAAUAUGAGUGGGCUUGCACAGACGUCUCGGAUUAUAUAUCUUCGUUUUAUGAAGACACGUAUGUGCCGCCGCGACUCCACCAGUAUCUACAGCGGUGCGAGAGGAGAGCGAGAGAUUCGAGUUUCACAAAAAGUUUUCGAUUUAAGAUGACAAAAUCAAAAUCAUGAUAACAUCAAGAACCAUUUUCUUCACUUUAUGCAAAAAUUACUAGUCUUUAUAAUAUCACAUUUUG